Molecule: messenger RNA, 609 nt
Organism: Suillus subaureus
Lineage: Eukaryota; Fungi; Basidiomycota; Agaricomycetes; Boletales; Suillaceae
Product: SGS-domain-containing protein
Exons: 4
Coding region: 1-609 (202 amino acids)
Biological process (GO): protein stabilization
Molecular function (GO): protein-folding chaperone binding
Source: RefSeq, a predicted model, not a curated record
AUGGCAUCCUUAAGGCACGAAUUUUAUGAGACAGACGAAAAACUGACGAUCUCCAUCUUCGACCGAGGGGCUGAUCCUGCACAAGUAUCCAUUACGUUUGAGCCAAGCAAGAUUAUCUACGUAAAUGGCGAGAAGACACUAUCCUUAGAACCAUUGAAAGGACAGAUUGAUCCGGAGAGGUGCGAUUUCACGGUUGGCAAAGUCAAGGUUGAACUUCGUCUUGCGAAAACGGCUCAAGGCCGUUGGGGAGGUAUCACUGGUGACGCUCCUGAUCCUCUUCAGACUGCCCCUAUUGGACCAACUACUUCUCCGGCGGUGGCCGAGGCGAGGGCUAAGCCCAAGAAGAACUGGGAGGAACUUACCACCAAGAUUCUCACAUCCGAAAAGGAGGCGACCGUAGAUGAGGAUCCCAACGUUGGAGGUGACGGCACGGUCAACUCCUUCUUCCAAAAGAUAUUCGGAGAUGCAGAUGAUGACGCCAAACGCGCAAUGAUGAAGAGCUUCCAGGAGAGUGGAGGAACUACCCUUAGCACAAACUGGGAGGAAGUCAGCAAGGGUACCGUCGAAGUGAAGCCCCCAGCAGGUAGUGAGUGGAAGAAGUGGAAUUGA